This is a messenger RNA of Vitrella brassicaformis, 4548 nucleotides long. The record is from the annotation of a GenBank genome assembly. Lineage: Eukaryota; Vitrellaceae.
AUUGCGUCAAAUCGUGAAACCGCUCUCUCCCUCGUCACUCGCGCUGCCUCCGAAAUCGAGGACAGCGAGGACAACAUGAGGCGGCGGAGGCGCGCAUAAGAACGGGUCAGAAAACCGCGGGCAGUUCCUGACAGAUGAGUGACAAACGAAUCUGCCGCUUCUUCCUCAACGGGUCAGACACACACCACUCACCCGCUGGAUUGACAUCAGCCAGCCACUGUUGCCCUGUGUGUGUGUUUGUGUGUACGUGUUGCAGGUUCUGCAGGGAAGGCGAAUCAUGCCCCUACUCUCACGACGUAGGAAACACAAACCACCGAUGGAUAGACGGAUUGCCUGCAGGCCUUGCUGCCAGCCUCUCCCGCUCACCGACUGUUUGUUUCUCUGUGUUCUUGUGUGAAUUGCUUUGUUUGUCCCCCCUCCCUUCGUCCGUCGUCCGUCCCUCCCUGGCUGCCACAUAACAUACAAACAACCAUCCACCCGUGCUGUAGGUCAAGUCGGUGGGUCGCAGGAGCGAGGUGACGGGCAUCAAGGUGGGGAUGGACGCCCGCAAGCGGUACAUAGAGGCGCGCAACGAGACGACGGGGGCGCUGCGUGAGUUUGCUGACUAUGGCGAGGCGGCCGAGGCGCUGGGUGUGGACCAGAGUCAGGUCAUCAUCAAGGUCGCCGCCCGCAACCACCGCGACAAGAUCCUCAAGAUCAAAGGAGACGAGUGGACAUUCACCGAGAUACACACCGACAAGAGGUCCCACCAACAGCUCACCAACGGCUCAUCGGCCGCUGGUGGCCCCACUCCCCGGGACCGACCGGACCGAGACCGGUUGGAACGGGACCGGGACCGUAAUCGGGACCGGUCGGACCGGGAAAGCGACCUGGUGGCGAGUAGCUCACGGCCCAAGCUGCCUCUGCCCCAUCUGACUCCACCCCUCCCACGCAGGGACGGCCGCCGGGGCGACGACCCACCGCGGCGAGGGGAGGACCCCCGCAGCCGGCCGCAGCUCAUGAGGUUGGGCGACAGGAGCCGGUCUGGUGGGGCCUAUAGCAGCAGAGGCCCGCCAGACGACCGAGACCGCGUUAUGGUGAGGGACGACAGGGACAGACUGGACCGACAGGGCGCUGGCCCGGGUCCCCCCUCGUCGGCGAGGAUAAGGGAUCGCGAGCCGCAAGAGCCCCUUCCUCCCCCGACAGGGAGGCGCCGGGCGCUGGGCGACGGUCCUGGUGGCCAGUCGGGCCGAGAUGUGAUGGUGGGUGACGCAGGGCGUCGGGGCAUGGCGGACCGAAGAGGCAGGGAGGAUGGGCAGGGCGGGCGGGAGACGCCCAAGGCAUACGACAGGGAGAGGAGGGAGGACUCUGCCGAUAUGACGGGGGCGGGGCAGCAGAAUCGGGGGGCUGAUGGCGACAGCAGAUCUGGCCAGGCCUCGCUCAAGCGGAAGCAGGAUGACCGAGAUGUGAGUGACCAGGACAUGGACGUCAGCAGAGUGCUGGGGCUGCCUACCGUGCUGGGCGAUGCACUCAAGGCGCUGCUCAAGGGUCCACCAGCAAUCAUCGAGGACGACAAGAGCACGGCUGCCGAGGCGGCCCGAUCGUCCGAGAGGCACGUCGUCUCGUUGAGCCCUGUGGAGGUCAUCCGGUGCUCCAUCCUGCAGACCCUGCGAUCAAAGGGCGGCUGGGGGGUGGAGGCCGGGCCCGCCAUCAAGAGGGCAGCCGGGCCGGACGGCGAUGCUGUCGCUGUGCCCUUCAAUGGGAAGCAGAGGCCCAACGCCAUCCUGCCGCUCUUGACGUUUGGCGAGCUGCCCUUCCACCUGUACGAGUCACGGGCGGCGCAUGAGGAGGGCCGACCCUGGCAGGAGUCACCCCAACCACCGCCAGCAGCAGCAGCAGUAGCAGCAGCAACGGCAGGAGGAGAAGCCAAGAUGGACACGUCAGAGAGUGCAGGUGGAAUUCCACCUGUCAGUGCUGACACUCUGGUAGCCUGGCUGAUUGACGAGCCCGAGCGAAACGUUCGGCUUCGCAUCACUCUGGGUGCUGAUGUGCCUCUAAUGAUCCCCAAGGGCUCAGCGGCACCUGCUGCUGCCGCCGCUGCUGCAGCAUCGUCGGCAUCACCGUCACCGUCAGCGUCAGCAAGGGAUGGCGAGGUUCUGGUCAAGGCGGGCGGUUUGUGGUGUUUCCUCUACCAUGAGUGUCGGCGCAUGACGUACGAUCAGGACGCCAUCGCAUCCAAGGGCUACGAGUUCGUGGAGGGCGACGCGCAGAAGGCUGUCCGUGAGGUGCUGUGGGGCAGACACGAGCCGACCUUGCCAGCAGGCCACACCGUAGCAGCGGAGGUUGAUUUCGUCGACAGAUGUGGCCGUCCGGCCUUGCCCCCCGCCGCGUCGAGUGUGCCCACCCCUGAGCCAUCCCCUAUCUCAAGCCUGCCUGGCAUCAAUCCACCUCUGGGCGGUGCCUCUCCAGCUCGUGGGGAGUCGGGCCUGCCGUCGCUGUCGCCAUCUGGGUCGCCCACCCCUGGUGGCACCGGUGGCGAGGGUGCGGAGAGCGGUGCGUCGCAGGACAACGCCCCCUGCAUGCAGUGUGCAUGGUUCCAGAACGAGCUGGAGAGGAAGGUCACACUCAUCAACCAACUCAGGGAACAAAGGUAAGUAGGCAGGGAGCGAGAAAGGGAGAAAGGGAGACAAGACAACUAACUAGCAAGAGAGACAGACAGGGAGGGAGGGAGGUGUACUCAGCGACAGCUGUAUGUGUCCCGUCUGUCUGUCUGUCUGUCUGUGUGUCUGUUAACGAACCGAGUAGUGCGAGUGAUGAGCGUGCGACAGUAGGCGAGUACGAGAAGAAGCUGCGGUCGCUGACUGAGGCCCUCGAGCAGGAGAGGGAGUAAGCCAGGCCAGGCCAGCCAGGAAGGGAGCAAGGAGAUGCAUCUGCAUCACAUCACAUACACACAUCUGUGGGCGUGGGCGUGUGUGACUUACUGUGUGUAGGCGUGGUCAGAGGUUGUCUAGGAGUCUCGACAAGACCGAGCAGGAGUUGGCCGACAAGACUCAACAGCUCGCCACUGCACAACAGGACGUUGCUGCACGCACGCUAGACUAGUAAGCACGCCCUGCCACACCACCACCUUAUGGAGGGGGCGCGCAUAUGUGACGUACGUACGUCACUUCUUGUCAUGGUGCCUGCCUGCCUGCCUGCAGCAAGCGGCUGCUGGCCAAGCACGAUCUGGAAACGCAGAAACACGCCAAGUGAGGAUGAUUUCUAUCCCAUCGAUGAGGGAUGACGAGCCCAGCCAGCCUUGCAAGGGAGUAAAGUGCCAAUGUUUUUUUGUGCGGCGUGCGUCUGCGUGUCCGUCCGUGUGUGUCAGGCUGAGUGACGAGUUGAAGGAGACGCAGGAUCGGCUGCAGGCCGCGGAGAACCAAAACAGGUGGGUAAUGAUUGUCGUGCACUGAGAGGGAGGGAGGGAGGAGUGGCAACCAGGCAGACAGGCAGGCAGAGGCAGCGAAUCAAUGAGGUGGAUAGACGAGCGAGUAAGGGAGGCAUCAGAUUGCUGUGGGCGGGUGAGGCAGGAGGCAGGUAUGGUUGGUAAUAUUGGUUGCCACCCGUCCACCCAUCCAUCGGGCUGGCUGGGCUGGGCUGCUCUCUAUCUACUCAAUAAUCUAUCUCCUACUGCCCUCUCUGAGUGCAUUGAUUGCGGCGAGGCGAGCGAGACGAGGCAGCGCAGCAAGCCAUCCAUUCAGAGCGUAUUUAUUAUCUAUCAUCCAUCCCAUUAUCCAUCAUCAAGGGUGCCUUGCCUGCCCACCUGCCUUGGUCAAUCAUGAUGGUGGCUGUUGUCCUUGCUGUCCUUCUUCAUGUGUGGCGUACCCUACCUGCCUACCUACACUACCACCGCCAGGUCAUCGGCUACGACAUCCGCUCAGGCCGGCCAAACAAAUGCAGGACCACAACAGCAGCAACGGCAAGGGGAGGGCGGAGCGGCGGCAGCUGCAGCAGCUGGUGGUGGUAAUGGUGGUAGCGGUGUGUCCCAACAAACGCAGCAGCCACCCCCGGUAGCGCCGACCAGCAAUGAUGGGUCUGACGCAGCGGCAGCAAGGUGUGUCUGUGCGAGGGUGGGCGAGUGGGUGGAUGGACGGAUGAUGGUCCGGUCCGUCUACAUAAAUUACAUCCACGGAGAGAGAGAGAGAAAGACAGUCUGCGUACGUAUGUCUCAGGCCUGUCUGUCUCUGUCUGUCUGUUUGUUUGUGUGGUCGAAUGUUUGUGUGUGUCUGUAUCCGUCGUCCGUCCGUCGGUCGUCAGUUUCGAGCGUGAGAUAUCGGAUGCGUACGUGCGUCAUCAGCAGCAGUGCGAGCAGAUGCAACUCAUCUACCACGAACAGUAAGCAAGCAAGGCAGCAAGGCAGGAAGGAACCAUCCUACCAGUGACGCCAGCACAUCUCGUGUGUGUGUGUGUAGGUUGAGUGAGCGUGACCACCGUCUUCAGCAGCUGCACGAGCAGCUGCAGUGGCUGCCCCGCCCCCCAGCCCCCAACAUGCCACCGCCGCAUCGCAUACCCGCACCCUUCAGACCAUAG